Guillardia theta CCMP2712 is the source of this 1434-nucleotide messenger RNA. RefSeq lists its product as hypothetical. Gene Ontology annotation, cellular component: membrane. Gene Ontology annotation, molecular function: ligand-gated monoatomic ion channel activity. The record is from RefSeq and is a predicted model, not a curated record. The transcript has 7 exons. Bases 1 to 1398 code for a protein of 465 amino acids. Lineage: Eukaryota; Cryptophyceae; Pyrenomonadales; Geminigeraceae.
AUGUACAACAUAUUUGGUCCCUUCGACGUGUUUUUGUGGAUUGGUAUUGUUGUCGAAUGCUGCAUUAUUUGGAUUCUAUUCUUAAUCAUCGAAGCGCCUGUGAAUCACGGCAUUGCCAAAGGAUUAAACUCAUUUCCAGACACGUUUUACUGGGUCUUUACGACCUUGGUAGGGGGUCCAGACAAGGCGCCUGAAACAACAGGAGGAAAAUGGAUAUUCUGCGCUCAUACCCUGUUUUCGAUCAUCAUCGCAGCUACUUACACAGGAGCUGUAGCCGCGUUCUUGACAUCUUCUGCUGGAGCAGCACAACUGAACGACUUUUCGAGCCUUGAGAGUGGAGCGUUCACGACAGUUGUGGUGGGGCCAGCAUGCCCAGACACGGCAUCGUGGUCAGCCAAUUGGCGAGGGACGUACAACGGGGGAAAUAGCAAAUACUCCUGCAGCUCAACAGGGAGCGUACAGUUCGAAUACUUGCAACUGUUGCAGAGGUCUUCCAGCUCCAUCAGCUUCUCCAUUUUCACCACGUCGGGGCUGUUCUCCAAGUAUGCCAAUGGGCAGACCUUGAUGUACAGCAAGACGGUGGAUCCCUGCUCUGUCAAGGAUGCUCAGUUGGGAGCCUUUGACAUGGUCAUGUGCGGGAUCAAUGGGUCUGCUGGACCAGAUUCCAUGUUCGCCAAUGGCCCAUCUGUGGUAUAUGAGCUGACAAGGAGGUUCAAAGAAACUGGAAGCUGUCUUUUGGCAACCAAAGGUUCGCAGUUCAAUCCAAGCGGUCUUGGAAUUGGCUUCCCAUUCAAUGGAGAACUUCAGAUACCGUUCUCUGUAGCGGUGCUGAACGCCUCUUCGAAUGGACUGGUAGAGAAUCUCAUGGCCGAAUUCAAAGUCAGGAAUGUUGAUAAUCCAUGCGUAUAUGUGGAUCCUGGAAAGGGAAAGACUCUUACCUUGCCCGAGAUGUCUGGAUUGUUCGUGAUUACUUUUGCUGGAUUUCUAGUCGCAUUUCUCCAGGCAAUCUUCGAGCGAUACUUCUAUGACAAGGAGUUGAAACAGGAGCAAGAAAGGAUGGAGUUGGAGAAUGCUGAGAUGGAUGUCGUUGAAGAGUGUGAGGUUGAAGCAUCGGAAGCACCCGCAUCUCAAGCUUCAGAAGAUAGCGAUCUGACAGUAGAGAAGAUGCAUCAUGAAGAGCACAACUUAGAUUAUGGUGAGGUCAACGAAUACCUAGACGAUUUGAUCCAGCAGACUAACAGAAUUAAGGCUUUGGCUCAGAAAGUGGUUGAACAACGAGAAAGAGACAAAAACGAAGCAAAGAACACAACAGAAAACGAGCCUCAAGCAAAUGGCCACAAGACAAUGGACUGGGCUGGGUCUAUAGCAAAUGUUUUCUCUAGAACAACAGAUAGUUAAUGAUUGGCUUAUUGUUAUCAAACGCCUUCAGUUUCC